Messenger RNA from Medicago truncatula (barrel medic), 1141 nucleotides. RefSeq names its product ethylene-responsive transcription factor ERF113. The coding region runs from base 236 to 766 and encodes 176 amino acids. NCBI's taxonomy places the organism in Eukaryota, Viridiplantae, Streptophyta, Magnoliopsida, Fabales, Fabaceae. Gene Ontology annotation, molecular function: DNA binding; DNA-binding transcription factor activity. The transcript is spliced from 2 exons. The record is from RefSeq and is a predicted model, not a curated record. Gene Ontology annotation, biological process: regulation of DNA-templated transcription; ethylene-activated signaling pathway.
CUAGUAUAAGUACGAGCACUAUACCUCAAGAUCAUAUUCAUGUCAACAACGUAAAGAGUAGAAGAGAAAAUCAAAUCUAAAAGUGGAUCCAAGAAGGUAUGGAAAGUUGCCACUAUCUUCACAAACAUCAGAGGCUAAAGAGAAAGAGGAGUAUGCAUUAGUAAAUAAUGAGUUUGAUGCUUAUAAUUAUUAUGCAUCUAAUUCUAAUUGGUGUCCAGACACUGAUUUGUCUACCAUGGUUUCUGCUCUCUCUCAAGUCAUUGGAACAUCAUCUACCAAUCAUAAUAACCCACAAAUGGCACAAUCAAUCUCAACUACUAUGGUCAAUGAAGAAUCUCAACCACCUCAACCUCUUCUAGAUCAAGAGACCAAAAAGAAACCACACUAUAGAGGAGUGAGACAGAGACCAUGGGGAAAAUGGGCAGCUGAAAUACGUGACCCAAAAAAAGCAGCUAGAGUUUGGUUAGGAACAUUUGAUACAGCUGAAGAUGCAGCUCUUGCAUAUGACAAAGCUGCACUCAAAUUCAAAGGCACAAAAGCUAAGCUUAAUUUCCCUGAAAGAGUUGUUCAAUGCAACAGUUAUAGUUCUACUGCUAAUAAUGCAAUUCAACAAAGUGAUUAUGUUUCUAAUUCUCAUGAUCAACAAGUUUUCCCAAACUUGUUUCAGUAUGCUCAGAUUCUAGAAAGUGAUGCUGAAUUCCCUUAUUAUGCUUCUCAUCUUUUCAAUCAACAACAACAAGGAGAUCGUCACCCACCGGGCGAGUAGACUCUAGAGAUUUCCUGCAAUCAGGAAAUCUCACAUUCACAUAGUUGAGAUAUCGGUGUUUGUACAAUCAAGAUCGAACGGUAAAAAAAAUACAGGUUGUAGAUUUAUAAUUCAAAAUACCAAAUUUGAAUGUAAACCUACCAAUCUUGAUCGUCAAACAGUAUUUUGAAAGAAGAAAAAAAACGGUCACGAUGUUGCGACUUGUAAAUGUCAGGAAUCCUUGAUUGCAUGGUAGCCAUCGAGAAUCUUUAUGUCAUUUAUGUCUUAUGAAAAAUGUAUUAUUGAGAAAUUGUUUCAAAUUUAAAUUUUAUAAGUGUAUUAUUAAACUAUAUAUAUAUAUAUAAUUAGAGUGAGAAUGAAUACUCUCUUUUCUUA